Microdochium trichocladiopsis is the source of this 1410-nucleotide messenger RNA. RefSeq names its product cytochrome P450. Gene Ontology annotation, molecular function: oxidoreductase activity, acting on paired donors, with incorporation or reduction of molecular oxygen; heme binding; monooxygenase activity. The record is from RefSeq and is a predicted model, not a curated record. The coding region runs from base 1 to 1410 and encodes 469 amino acids. NCBI's taxonomy places the organism in Eukaryota, Fungi, Ascomycota, Sordariomycetes, Xylariales, Microdochiaceae. The transcript is spliced from 6 exons.
AUGGACGCCAUCAAUGUCAAUGUGGCCGGCAUUGGUGCUGGGCUAUUUGCGGCUACCUAUACAGCAUACCACGUCUAUGUCGGCUUGACUGGCCCGCUGGCUAGUCUGCCGGGCCCAACAUGGAGCAAGUUCACCGGCUUGCCCGUCGUGUACCAUAUCUAUCGCGGCACAAGGAUGUACUUUUUGCACGACCUGCACAAGCGCUAUGGCCCAAUCGUGCGCGUCACACCAAACGAGGUCUCCAUCUCAGACCCCAAGGCUGCCAAAGAGAUUCACAAGGUCCGCAGCGAGUACCUCAAGACGCAAUUCUACGAGGACGCGUCGUUCGACGAGGCCCAGAACGUCUUCACGACCGCCGACCCAGUCUACCACGCCGAGUGGCGCAAGCUCUUCGCAAAGUCAGUCUCCCAGUCGAACCUGAUCACCUUCCAGCCCUUGAUCCAAAACUUCACGUCUGAUGUGACGGGGGAGCUGAGUGUGGGCUCGUCCCUGGGGAUGCUGGAGACUGGCGAGGAGAACCAAUAUGUCAAAGACAUCAAGCGUGUCAUGCCGCUCAACAUCCUCCGCCUCGCUCUAUGGCAGGGCGACUGGUCCAAGACCAGACACCUGCCCUGCUUCCCCUUCUCCACGCUGCGCGGGGUGUCCACGCGCCUCAACUCGGUCGCGAAGGCGUACAUUGACGACUAUCGCGCACGGGUAGCCGCAGGCGGCGCGGGAUCGACCACCACCACGAUCCUGCUCGACAGGGCGCUGGAGACGCAGGCGCGCGAGAAGGGCAGCAUCUCGGAGCACGAGAUCCUGUCCAACGCCGUGAUCCUGAUGCUCGCGGGAACCGACACGACUGCCAAUACGCUGGCGUAUAUGCUGUGGCUGCUGUUCAAGUUUCCCGACAUCAAGGCUCAGCUGGACGAGGAGAUUGACGAGGCGAGGCUGCCUGGAAAGCCGGGCAUUGAAGACCUUGCGAAGCUGAAGUAUCUCGACUAUUUCAUGCUCGAGGUCAUGAGGUUGUAUGGCGCUGCGCCGGGGCCGCUCCCGCGAAAAGUGCCCAAAGGGGGCCGCGACAUAUGCGGCUACUUCGUCCCAGCAGGCAUGACUGUGUCACCCCUGGGCUUCAGCAUCUCACGCGACCCGGUCGUCUAUCCGGAACCGGACACGUUCAACCCGGACCGGUGGGCGGACGCCACCACGGCCAUGAAGGAGGCCGACUUCAGCUUCGGCGGGGGCACGAGGAUCUGUCUGGGCAUGCACAUUGCCAACCUCGAGAUGAAGAUGGUCGUGGUGGCGUUCCUGCGUUCGUCGCUGAGCGAUGCGCAGCUCGCGUAUGGCAUCAAUGGGUAUUCGGAGCAAGGGAUGAAGCAGCUCGAGGCUAUUGCUGCGAGGCCCUGGGGGGACCAGGUGUUGGUUCGUUAG